Messenger RNA from Penicillium brevicompactum, 2127 nucleotides. RefSeq names its product NADPH cytochrome P450 oxidoreductase family protein. Gene Ontology annotation, cellular component: cytosol. The transcript has a single exon. The record is from RefSeq and is a predicted model, not a curated record. Lineage: Eukaryota; Fungi; Ascomycota; Eurotiomycetes; Eurotiales; Aspergillaceae. Gene Ontology annotation, molecular function: NADPH-hemoprotein reductase activity; flavin adenine dinucleotide binding; FMN binding. The coding region runs from base 1 to 2127 and encodes 708 amino acids.
AUGGCGACCUUCCCACCUUUGAACAUCCCUCCAGAGCUCCUGCAGGAGCUCUCGAAAUACACUACCCCGACAGGCAUUGCUGAUUAUGCCGCCUUAGCCGUUCUAGGUGGACUUGGAGCAACAUAUCUCGCGAAAGGUCGAUUAUGGGACAAGCCAGAUCCUCUCGAAUAUCUCUUGUACGAGCGACCUCAGCUCAAGAAUGGCGGACAGGCCGGUUCGGCCAACCAAGAGACUCGCAACAUCGCACAGAAGAUGGAAGAAACUGGGAAGAAUAUUGUGGUAUUUUGGGGAUCCCAGUCUGGCACGGCAGAAGGCUUUGCCCAUCGUCUUGCUCGGGAGAUCUCUGUUCGCUGGGGCCAGGAGGCAAUGACUGCUGACCUGUCGGACUACGACCCCGUCACUAUCAGUGAAAUCCCUGUCUCCAACUUGGCCAUCUUCGUUGUUUCGACCUACGGCGAGGGCGACCCCAGCGAUAACACCGCCGAAUUCUGGAGCUGGAUCUCCAGGACCACCGAUGUGUCGCUUGCCAACCUGCGGUAUGCCGCCUUUGGGCUGGGAAACACCAACUAUAAGUUCUAUAACAAAGUGGUCGACUUGGUUGUCGAGGGCCUGGACAAGCUCGGCGCCGGGGCUCUGAUGCCUGUUGGAAAGGCAAAUGACGCUGAAGGUGCGACCGAAGAAGACUUCAUGGCAUGGAAAGAAGACCUCUUCGCCGUCUUCAAGGACAAACUUGGUUUCCAAGAGGUGGAGGCCAAAUAUAUUCCGAGCCUGAAGGUCGAAGAAGAUGACUCCCUCGAGCCUAUCGACCUACACCACGGCGAACCGAACAAUCGCAAUGAAGCCCCCAAAGCUGCAGCCCAGUCUUCAGCCAUCCGUACACUCAGCAUUACCGAUUCCAGAGAAUUGUUCACCUCUUCUGACCGCCACUGUCUUCACAUGGAUGUGGAUCUGUCUAGCCAGCCUGAACUGAGCUACAAGACUGGAGAUCAUCUCGCCAUUUGGCCUGGUAACCCAGACGUUGAGGUUGAACGUCUGCUCGGCGUGCUGGGCAUUUCUGCGCGCCGCGAUAUCCCACUCAUCAUCAGAGCGCUUGACCCAGCAAGCAAAAUCACCAUUCCAACCCCUACCAGUGCCAAUGCUGUGUUCCGCUACUAUCUCGAGAUCUGCGCUCCCGUUAACCGCGAUACCAUUCGCGAUCUUGCGCAAUUCGCACCUACCCCCGAAGCAAAGGCCUACCUCCUCCGACUGGGCCAAGAUAAAGAAGUCUACGCUAGUUUCAUCAGUCGCACCCAUGUCAACAUCGGGCGUUUGAUGCAACUGGCCUGUCCGGACAAGACAUGGGACAACAUCCCACUUUCCUACCUCGUUGAGACAUUGGCACACAUUAAGCCCCGAUUCUAUUCCAUCUCAUCAAGCAGUGCCGUUUCACCUCGCAAGCCAUCCAUCACAGCGAUUGUCUCAUCAACUGCCCUUCCGGACAACCCAGACGAGCUCAUCCACGGCGUCACUUCCAACUACCUUCUUGCCAUCUCCCAGCAAGCUCGCUCCCAACAGCAUCCCAGUGGAAUUACCUACCACCUCAAUGGUCCCAGCGAUGCCCUCCAAGGCGGAAAGAUUUUCGCUCACAUUCGCCGAAGCAAGUUCAAGCUCCCGGCUCUGGGAAAGACACCUCUUAUCAUGGUUGCUGCAGGAACAGGUAUCGCGCCUUUCCGCGCCUUUUUAUCCGAGCGUUGCCAGGUGUUGAAGGUUGGCAAGGAAGUCGGUCCGAUGAUUCUCUUCUUUGGAUGUCGCAACCCAGAAGAAGAUUAUAUCUACCGUGAGGAGUUGGAGGAAAUGCAAGCAGCAUUGGGCGGCCGUCUGCAGAUUGUGACCGCUUUCUCUCGAGCAGAGGGGACGCCGCGCCGAUAUGUCCAAGACCGGGUUGGUGAGCUUGGAAACGAUGUGAUGCGACUCAUCGAGGAUGGUGGUAACUUCUACCUCUGUGGUCGCGCUGGCAUGGCCCGUGAAGUGGAGAAGGUUGUUGGCAAGACCAUGAAGGAGGCCAAAGGAUGGAGUGAUGAUGAGGUGAAUGCUUGGAGCAAGUCCAUCAAGAAGAAGAACAAGUGGCAGGAAGAUGUUUGGGGAUAG